UCACCGAGGCCGCCGGCCUGCCCGGCAGCCAGUGUUUCCUGGUCCGUCGGGAGGACUUUGGUGUCGCCGGCGCUCUCACCAUGGCUUGGGUCCAAACUGCGCCACAACCUCUAGGGAGACGUGGGUCCUCGGAGCCACUUUAGUGUCGGACUUAGGGCUGCAGGCGGCGGCGGCGGCGGCGGCAGGAGAACAGGUGACCAGAUGGCGGGCCUGCCCCGCCCGGGGCCGCGUCUUCUGCCCAUCUGGAGGGGCGCGCGUCUGGCCCCUCCGCUGAGGUCUGAGCCCGGUGACCCGACCUGCCUCUCUUCUCUGAGCUCGGCCAGGCUGCCCCCCCGGAUCUCUAACCCCGCUGGCUUGGGUCAAUGGGGCUUUCUCUGCUGAGGCCCAGAAGCCCCACCACGGAGCGUCUCUUUCACUUGGUCGGCCCGGCCCGGCCCGGCCCGAGACCUCACAGUCCUUGUUCUCACCUUCCUUUCUCCAGCCCUCGCCUCGCUCUACCCUCCAGCUUGUGCUAGGCGUUGGCCCUCCUAAUCUCCUUAGUCUUUCUUAUUCUCAAGGGGUGGCCGAGGCUGUGGAGUCAGAUCUUGGUGGCGUCGUCUGGUAUCUUGGUUAGGAGAGCUGGGGCCGGGGGCUUUGGGAGAAGGGAUGUAUUUGAGUGGAGAAUGCUCCCUGGACUAGUCGGGUGGUGGAACUUUUCUCCGAGAUGCGCUUGAGUGAGGAACAAACUGUUUUGCCCUCUGGCCCUGUCAGAAUAGAGGGGCAGGGUAGCAAGUUGAAAAGUACAGUAACUUGACUUUCUAAGGGCGUUGUUUCAGAUUAUGCGUAAAAGUGGGGAUGAAACGACCCGUCUUUGAGAUGGGGCACUUAAGUAACCUUAGUCAAAUCUCUUAACGCCUUUGAUUUUUAGUUUUCUCUUUAAAUUUGAGAUAAAUAACGCCUGCUUUGUCGUGUUGCUUCAAGGGUUAAAAGGCAACCUAAAGCGCUAUAAAUACAAGUUUUAGCAAUAAAGAAUGAAUUUAUCUACUGUGUUACCUCGGCCCUUGCUGUGAAUUAAGAAAAUGAGUGUAGUACCCCUCGUCAGGUUGUUAUGGGGAAUAAAUGAACAUACAGGGAUGUUUGGCACAUUCUGAGGGGUUAUACCAAUGCUGGUUGUUUGUUACUAGAAUCUCUGGAUGGACCUUUCCUGGGAAGUUUUGCUAAUUUGCAGCAGCUGGACAAUGUUCCUCAUUAACAUCUGUUUGUCAGCGUAACCGUCACAUAAUUUCACUGUGGGAUUCAGCUCGGAAUUCUUUAUAGAAAACACCUGGAUCCUAGUCUUUCAAUGGCUUCAAGACAACCAGAAGUACCUGCUCUUGAGCCCAGUGGGCCUCUAGGCAAGAUGUCCCUGCCCAUCGGGAUAUACCGCCGGGCAUUGAGCUAUGAUGAUGCCCUUGAGGACCCUGCGCCCAUGACUCCUCCUCCAUCCGACAUGGGCAGCAUCCCCUGGAAGCCAGUGAUUCCAGAGCGCAAGUAUCAGCACCUCGCCAAGGUGGAGGAAGGCGAGGCCAGUGUAUCCUCCCCUGCUAUGACUCUGUCAUCAGCCAUUGACAGUACGGAUAAGAUCCCAGUGGUGAAGGCUAAAGCUACCCAUGUCAUCAUGAAUUCUUUGAUCACAAAACAGACCCAGGAGAGCAUUCAGCGUUUUGAACAACAGGCAGGGCUGAGAGAUGCUGGCUACACACCCCACAAAGGCCUUACCACCGAGGAGAGCAAAUACCUUCGAGUGGCAGAAGCACUCCACAAACUAAAGCUACAGAGUGGAGAGAGAACAAAAGAAGAGAAGCAGCCUGUGUCAGCCCAGUCCACCCCAAGCAGCACCCCUCAUUCUUCACCCAAGCAUAGGCCCAGAGGCUGGUUUACUUCUGGUUCUCCCACAGCUUUACCUGGCCCAGAUCCUAGCACCAUGGAUUCUGGAAGUGGGGAUAAGGACAGAAACCCAUCAGAUAAAUGGAGCUUCUUUGGACCAAGAUCCCUCCAGAAGUAUGAUUCAGGAAGUUUUGCCACCCAGGCCUACCAAGGAGCCCAGAAACCCUCUGCAAUGGAACUGAUCCGAGCACAGGCCACUAGGAUGGCUGAAGAUCCAGCAACCUUCAAGCCACCCAAGAUGGACAUCCCAGUGAUAGAAGGGAAGAAACAACCCCCACGGACUCAUAAUCUCAAACCCCGUGACUUGAAUGUGCUCACACCCACAGGCUUCUAAAGCUCUUUCUGUUCCAGGGAUUCUAGAGCCCCUCUUCCCUUUUACCUUGGCUCUGACAUAGGACAGGUAUAUUUAAAAAAAAAAAAUCUCUUAAACUGAGGCUACACCUGAAGACAUAAUUGGUUUUUGAGAAACAGUAGUGCAGAGUUUGCCCUUGCUGUGUGGAAGAAGCCGUUUUGUACUGCUUUAAAGUUAGGUUAAAUCUCAGCACUUGUGCAUGGGGACUUCAUGAUCUAUUUUUGUAUUAUUUACCCUAGAUAAGACUGUGAUUGUUGCUUACCGAGAUAGUGUUUGUGCUGCUCUAAAAACACAGGCUUCUUGAUCCUUUUACCACCGUCAAUGUGAGCACUGACAAAUCAUGGCAUAGAGAUGCUCACUGACUAGUUCAGACAACUUUAGGCCUCUUGACUGCUGGUGCUGUGUUCCAGCCUUGUCAGGUAGGUGGGCCUAAUAUCUGUUUGAGACCUGGGUACAGUAAAAAGCUAGACUUGGCUCUUUCCAGGCUGAAACUGGAGCCAUCUUGCAUUUUGGUAGAUCUAAUAGACACUUUGUCCUACAGCCACUUCUUCAUGUGGUACCUCCUGGGCCAGUGCUAUUGGAGGAAAGUUUCUUUUUUAUGCCACAAAACACUAGUCUUGCAUAUGCUUUCUUGUACUUUAAUGUAAGAUUAAUUCCAGUUUGGUUGAAAAUUUUCUAAGGGAGAAAAUUCAGUCUACUGAUUUGAUAAAUGGAUGUUAAGAUGGUAACUACAAUUAGUCUUGAGUUCAUAUGAAAGUAGUAUCACCUUAUUUUGAUUUCCUUGUUCAUCAUCAGUUCAGAGCCUAAAACUUUUUUGGGGCGGGGGUGGUUAGAGAUGGAAGAAUUGAAAAUUCUUUGUAUGAAAGCAUUUGUCACCAAAAUGAACCUCAUACCUUUAUGUAGUGUAUACCUUACUGGGGAAAGGAAAUAGGGAAACCGCCUUUUUAUUUCUCCUCACUGUGUACAUGUUCAGUCACUGUCUUGAACACUGUCUCACACUUGAUUUGGAUAGUAUUUUAUCAGUACAUAAGGAGCUGACCUUUCCAUAGAGAUGUCCUGGAGUCUCAAAUUAUCAGAACAAUUAAUUUAUUUGUGUCUUUUGUCUCUUAUUUUGACAAUAAAAAUCCUUAUGACUUUCUCAAAUGUGGGUAUCUAUUUCUUUGUCCUUUUAAGAAUACUCUGUUCUGCCUAUCUGUAGUCAUGGAACUUAAGCAUGGUAAACUUGGAUUUUGAAAAACUGUU
This is a messenger RNA of Nycticebus coucang (slow loris), 3499 nucleotides long. Its product is annotated as KIAA1191 ortholog. Lineage: Eukaryota; Metazoa; Chordata; Mammalia; Primates; Lorisidae. The transcript has 8 exons. Bases 1322 to 2239 code for a protein of 305 amino acids. The record is from RefSeq and is a predicted model, not a curated record. Gene Ontology annotation, cellular component: cytoplasm.